This is a messenger RNA of Coregonus clupeaformis (lake whitefish), 1443 nucleotides long. RefSeq names its product chemokine-like receptor 1. Gene Ontology annotation, biological process: positive regulation of macrophage chemotaxis; chemotaxis; complement receptor mediated signaling pathway. Lineage: Eukaryota; Metazoa; Chordata; Actinopteri; Salmoniformes; Salmonidae. Gene Ontology annotation, cellular component: plasma membrane. The record is from RefSeq and is a predicted model, not a curated record. The coding region runs from base 106 to 1131 and encodes 341 amino acids. Gene Ontology annotation, molecular function: G protein-coupled receptor activity; complement receptor activity. The transcript is spliced from 2 exons.
AUUUAAACUCAGAGAACACUCUCAGUAUGCUGUGAUAGCUGCUGUCAUUUCUCACUGACACAAGGAAGUCUUAGGAGUCUUUGACUAGAAAAGUCUUACAGUAACAUGGAGGAUUUUGAAUAUAAAGAAUAUGGAGAAGAUUAUACUGCUGACAAUGGAACAUAUGAAAACAUCUCUGUGAGUGGCUCAGUGACUUUCAACCGUCCCAGGUCCUUUUCGGUGGAAACUGUGAUGGUAAUCAAUAUCCUUAUAUCACUACUGGGUCUCAGUGGAAAUGCUAUAGUAAUUUGGAUUUCUGGCUUCAAGAUGAGGACAACGGUCAACACCACUUGGUACCUCAGUCUGGCCAUCUCAGACUUCCUGUUCUGUGUCUGUCUGCCCUUUAACAUUGUUUACAUGGCCACCUCACACUGGCCCUUUGGGCUGGUCAUGUGUAAGCUGACCUCCUCCACUAUGUUCCUCAACAUGUUCAGCAGCGUCUUCCUGCUUGUUCUGAUCGGUGUUGACCGCUGUGUGUCAAUCACUUUUCCUGUCUGGGCACAGAACAACCGGACAGUGCCCAGAGCAUCCGGAGUGGUCGUCCUCGUGUGGGCCCUCUCUGCUGCCCUGACUGUACCCUCACUGGUCCACCGUCAGAUCAAAACACACGGGGCUGAUACACUGUGCUACACUGAUUACCAGACUGGUCACAAGGCAGUGGCUCUGAGUCGAUUUGUCUGUGGCUUUGUGAUUCCUCUUUUGAUUAUAGUCUUAUGCUACUCAGUAAUCUUUGUGCAGCUCAGGAGUCGCCCCAUGAAAUCCACUAAACCUGUCAAGAUAAUGACUGUCCUCAUCGUGUCCUUCUUCGUUUGCUGGGUGCCCUAUCACACCUUUGUCCUGUUGGAGUUGAACUUGGGGAACCACAGCCUUGAUAUGCUCGACACUGGGCUGAAGGUGGGCGGCACAAUGGCUGCAGCAAACAGUUUCCUUAACCCCAUACUGUAUGUGUUCAUGGGUCAUGACUUUCGGCAAACCCUAAAGAGGUCUGUUCUGUGGAAGAUAGAGAAUGCAAUGGCAGAAGAUGGACGUACAGGUGGACGUAACCUCUCAAAGUCUGGGUCUUUUGAGAGUAAAGCAUUAACACACGUCUGAGGUUUAAGAUUGUGUCAUUUUAUUGAGGUUGUUUGUAAGUUUGUAAUGAUGGUACCUUUUUGUACUGCUUCUAUCGAUGUAAUAUGAUUUGUAAUGUAUUCAUUCAAGGUGUUACUGUGUACAUAUGAGUUUUAAUGAAUAUCAAAAGGCAUGUCUGAUUAACAUGUCUGUUGGAAAUCUAUUAUGUUAGUUCUAUAAAAUUAUUUGUCACAGGUAUGGCCACUCAUGUUUUCUUAAAGUAUCUACUGAUAACGCAACAUGUCAAGUCUUGAUCCCAUGUUUCAUGAGCUGAAAUAAAUGAUCCCCAAAAGA